GGAAAUGAUUAAGCAAUUGGCUUUCAUUAGAAACUGUCGUUGGGCAAUUCGGUUUGAAUUCAAACAUCGUGCCGCGAAGUCGCGGGACUUCGUUCAGAGUCAGCGCGGUUUUAGCCGCUUCUAAGAACUAGUGAUCUGGUACUAAAGUUCGUCCUGUUACUCACUGGAGGUAUUUCACUCACUCGCUAGUGUGCAUUACUCCGGCCGGCUUUUAAGUGCAUUGCCAUCCGAGUCUUCAUUGAUUUUUGACACAACCAAGAACAACAAACCCAAUUUUCAAGUGACCGAUAUUAUGGCUGGUACGAAGGGCAAUUAAGUGGUGAAUUCUCCACCUUCUCUCAUUCGUGGACCUUUGGUAUCCACAUGCUAAAAUUGCGACUCGUUUCUACACAUUUUCUAAAGCAGCCAUAAAUCUGCAAUGUGUCGCGAUAGGGAUAUGAACCUGUGAAUUUAGCAAUAUAAUAGCUCUUGGUUGUACAAGUGCGUUUAUUUUAUACAAAAACAAUAAAUUAAUAAUCAGUAUUAAUUAACAAGCAUCUUUCAUCUGCGUUUCACAUACACUCAUUUUUCUCUCAUUGCAAAUUCCUUCGUCAUUGAGCGGCGAUUCCAAAGAUUGUGCUCGCUGCUAAGGCGGUGUAAUUGUAGUCGUAUGGUAGAUCCAGACGUUAUGAAAGGUCCACACACAUUAGAAGAUACUAAGAGGACAUCCAAUGACAGAGAGAGCAAGUUUGCUAGAGUUAAACGGAUGUUAACAUGCCAGUCCAAAUUGCCAAGCACCUACGAUGAAGCUAGGGCAUCUGUUAAGGCCCGUAAAAGAAAAGAGCGUCAAGAGAGUAUAGGCUCCAUUUCCCAGGAGCGAAAAGUCAUCAGAUCGAAUUCGGAAGAACGUCCAAUCACCACCAAAAACGAUAUAAGACGCGUAUCCAGCAAUGAGGACUUCCAGAAAUCACCGUCAACCCAAAAUAAUAACGAUGGCGUUGCAACCCCUGCGGUUCAAGAUGGUCCAAUUAAAAUAAGUUCACAUCGCGAAAUCGACGAUGGGGAAUUCGAGAAGCGUCGUUCGCAUGAGCGCUUCUCCAGACCACUGCUACCGCGAGGAGGCAGAUACAAUCAAACCCGCAAACCAAAAACAAAGCAUUUUCCUAAAGCAUCAGUCAAAGAUAAAGCUCUACCCAAAAAGGUGAAGCCUGCAGAGGAAUCGCAACCAAUAGAAGCGGAUACAGACACGUGCAACUUUCUGCAGUUGGUGCCGGUUGAAAAGGAACGAUCUCCGAGUCCCGUCCACACUCCGGUUUCUCCAGCAUUAGACAUUACCACUCUCCACCAGCAAAUUGACUGCUGCGAUCCUAUUCCAUCGUACACGAACCGGGAUGUUACAGAAAUCAAUGAAAUUGCCCCAAGCCUCUCCGUUGUUCCUAACCGUCUUUUAUCAUCGCCUAGAAACUCAGUAAUCAUAACGCAGCGCAUCUACUUGAAUCCUGACGUGCCGCAGCACACCUUGAAAGAUCCCAAGAAUCCUGUAGAACAGCGUUUAAAACAGCUUGCCAAGCAAAUCAAUAGUUUAAAGAAGAAAAUUAAGAAGUAUGACGAGGAAUUCGAAGUGAAAUAUGGAUAUAAACCUUCGCACGCGGAUAAAUUAAACGAGAAAUCAAUUAAGAAGUUGUGUACUGAAUUGUCGAAGCUUAAAAAGGAGCAGAAACAGCUUCAAGAAGAUGCCACGUCUUUGCUUACCGUUCCGAUAAACAAUGUAGAUGAUAAUAAACCUACUGCUUUACUUAAGGAUACGAUAUUGGAAAUUGAAAAGAAAUUGGAAACGAAAAGAAUUGGAUCUGAGCGAAGCUUAGAUAUCGAGGAGUUGUCCAAUGAACAAUUAGUUGAAGAAAAAAUUGCAGUUCAAAAGAGUCUCCUUUAUUUAGAAUCAGUACACGGUAGACCUACAAAUAAAGAAGAUAAAGAUUUAGCACGGCCCCUCUACGACAGAUACAGAAGUCUAAAAAGGAUGGUCGCGAGAUUGACAAUGGCUAACAAUAUUAUUGAGUUAGCAACAAUCCACGAGCAUGAAACGAUGGAUUUCGUGUCUUUGCCAACGCAAACGGUGGAGACGGAAUCCGAAAAAUUGACAUUAACAGGAAGCACCACUGACAGUGAUACAGACACAUCUAUUGGUGAGAAUUUGCAUGCUAUGAGCUUAGAGGAACUCACAAUGCAGCAGAGAAUGACAAAUGAAGAAAAGAAACAGCUGCGGCGAUCUCUGAAGGAAUUUGAAGCGAAUUUUGAGAGCACGACUGGAAGGAAAUUGCAAAAGGAAGAUCGUAGUCCAAUGGAGACCGUCUAUAUAUCGUACAAGAAAGCCAAAGCCAAAUUGAGACUCUUAGAUGCAUUAGUUGGUAAACAGAUCCAGGCCCGUUGAUCACAUUUUCGUUUAACUAAGUGUAUUCAUAUCAUAUUUUGCAUGAAAGCAAAUGGGAUUUUUGUUUUUAUUAUUAUUAUUUUUUUAUGGAAUAGACCAAAAGUCAAAAAUGUUGAUACAAAAGUAUUAUAAUAUAUUAAUAAUUGUAUUUCA
Molecule: messenger RNA, 2563 nt
Organism: Nicrophorus vespilloides
Lineage: Eukaryota; Metazoa; Arthropoda; Insecta; Coleoptera; Silphidae
Product: protein FAM13A
Exons: 5
Coding region: 650-2410 (586 amino acids)
Source: RefSeq, a predicted model, not a curated record